Messenger RNA from Cajanus cajan (pigeon pea), 2342 nucleotides. RefSeq lists its product as uncharacterized. The record is from RefSeq and is a predicted model, not a curated record. Lineage: Eukaryota; Viridiplantae; Streptophyta; Magnoliopsida; Fabales; Fabaceae.
GUAGGUGUGCUGCUACUUUGUCUCCUACGAGAAACAAAGCAAAGUCCAUGUUGUGUAGCUCUCACAUCACCUGACUUUGUCUUGGGAUUGAGAUCUGCCUUUUUCUGCUUCUGGGUUCUUCUCACAUUGUCAAAAGCACCACUCUUCAAGCCCAAGGUUCAUGAAUCAUUGAUUAUCUGUUGUGGUAGAUAUAGGAGAAGAGGAGGAAUCCUUCAAGUGGUUGAUUCCUUUGUUCCUGACUUGACUUUUUGAGAGAAGGCUUGUUCAACAUUCUCAAUAGAUGCAAAGAUGGUGAAGAAAAGAAAGAUUGUUCAGUAUAGGGAGAGGCUGGAUAGGACUCUUGCCUCACUUGAUCUUACAAAUGAUGAGAUACUCAAAAAGCUUGUUGAAAGUCAACUCCCACGUUCUUUAGAACCUGAAAUAGAAGGAUUUAGAGAUAAAUUAGUAGAAACCAAGACUGCAGAGAUAUCUAACUUUCUUGAUAUGCUGAGGAGUGCUUCUUCAGAUGAUAGUGGAAGAUCUAAUACAUCACACACUGAUUGGAAAUUAAAACAAGAUGGUGAAGAGUUUCGAGUUAUGUAUCGCGAAGGGCCAGAGGGAACUCCCUUUCAUACAAUGCUUGUAGAAGGCUUUGUAGAUGGGCCUGUUGAUGUUUGUUUAUGUAUCUCAUGGGAGACAUCCCUUUACAGAAAAUGGUGGCCUCAGUCUACUAUUCCCACUUUCAAAAUCUUAUCAACUGAAUGUUUGCAGAAGGUCCGUAUUGGGGAACAAUUAUCACUAGUGAGGGUGAAGGUUUCAUGGCCUUUGUCUCUGAGGGAAGCUAUAGUGCACUAUUAUCUGUUUGAGUACUUUCAAGAUGACUUAAUUGUUGUUCUUACAAAUUCGGUUCCUGAGUCAAAGAAUGUCACAGAGAUCCUUGGUUUCGACAGCGAGGCAAUUCCUGAAGCAAAGGAUGUCGUGAGAGUGGAUUUGGUGGGAGGCUUUGCUUUGCAAAAGGUGACAUCAGAAAGAAGUUACUUUCGGACGAUAGCAAAUAUGGAUAUAAAGCUGGAUUUUGUGCCUCCAUCCCUCAUAAAUUUUAUUUCAAGACAGCUCAUUGGCAAUGGUUUCAGACUUUACCAGAAGACUGUGUCUUCUAUGAUGAGCAAUGAUAAAGGAGAAUUCAGCAAGGCCUUGGGGGAUCCAUUAUAUGUAAGAAUUCGUGAAGCUUUAUAUAACACUAGUGGAUCAAAGGCUAUGGAUGGCGAAGAGCUUCACCAAAUUGCAAGUGUUCUCCCUGCUGAAGAUCUUGUUGAAAGUAAGCAUGGUGAGGAAAAAGAUGCAUCCAUAGAAGAUAUAAGCAGUCAGUAUGCAAAUAAUGCCAUGCCAAUGGCAAUGAAUACAAAAGUACUAGAUAGUAGCAAGACAUUUGGUGAGAUUGUAGAAGUAGAUUGUGAAGAAAUUGAAAUUGUGCAAAGUGAGGAAGAAGAAUACCAAGAAGUAAAAGACACUCCAAAAAAGAAAGUUGAUGAAACGAGAGUACUAAGGGGCAAGAGGGGUGUAUAUAUCAGAUCAGAUGUAGCACAGGCUCUGGAAACAUUAGACAAAGCCAUUUCAAUGGUUCGUGAACGGCGACUUCAUUCUAGGGAUGAAUCUUCCAGCGUUGCCAAUGAAGAGCCCCCUUGUAUGAAAAAUGAUGGUGGAGUUGAUCCAUAUUCCUCAAAGCUCAUUCAACCAAGUUCCAAAAAUGAGGUUAGUGUUGGAGUACCAAAUGGAGGUAUUCCAGAGGGAAGUUUACAAGAGGCACCUGAGACUAACUCUGGCAUCCAAAACUCAAGGUACAUGGGAACAAAUCCAAACUUAAAGGAAGUGAAUUCUAACAAAGUAGUACCAACUUCAUCAGAGCAGAAUCUUUCAAGACAUAUCUUGGCAAGCCAGGUUGUUUCAUAUUCUUUGGAAAAUGGAUCAAUUCUGGAUCAAACCACAAUCAACAACAAGAAACUAAACCCUGAUUCGAUCAAAGCCGUGUCUUCAGAUCAUGUAGACAAGUCAAGAAGGCAGAAAAAACUAACUCAAGGUAUGAAUUCAGAUGUACCAAAGAAAUUCAGCAGGCAGAAAAAAAAUCUAUACUGUUGUUUUCUGCAUUAACUAAAACGGAAGGAAGUUAACUGGCUGAAAGCAGAGGAAGAAAACAGAGUAUUUUGUCAAACAUGUAACACAAGCUACAAUAACUUAGUACAGGUUUUAUAUACCUUAAUUGAUCUUGUAUACCAACAUAAUUCUCCCUUUUAUUUUGUGGUAAUAAUCUUUUUUCCUUUGUUUUUGCCAGCCAUAUAAUCUAUGUAUAUUUGUUUGCUCCUCAA